CGUGCUCUGGUCUGCCUCCUUCUCUUUGCUUUUAGCUGGGUGCGCUCUGAACUGACAGGAGUGGUUCCGGACAGAGCCCUUCUCUUCCUCAUCCAACUCAAUCUACUCACAUUCGCCCGGACUAUCCUAUGAUAGGAUUUCAGAGUUCAGAUCACAUCGAGUACCUCCUGCGCUUCAACCGCCGACCAACAUGUCGCUCAGCGUACCAUCGCAAGCCACUGCGGUUCCAGCGGGAAGAUCCGAUAAUUACUCGGGCUAUGCGCUUCAUCGCGGGUUUCCGUCAUUGUCAACCCUGCCCGAGAUGACUCGCAUGCCUCCCUACACAACUACACCAAGAGCGCUUGACGGCCCUGUCGAGCGUUCGCUAUUCGGGCAAUCGACGAGUCUACUGAUCGAUCCUGUCCAGCGUUUGGCUCAGCCGAUGGUAGAUGCACCUCCGUUCCAUGAGACCAAUGUCAUUCAUCCCAUCAUCUCCGGCAGUCAGUCAAUCAGACCUGAAAUACAGGCCAAAAUCCACAAGGGUUUCUUUCAGGUGGACGAGAAGUGGACUUGCUAUCGGCGUAACUAUUUUUCUGUCUCGUGUUCAUUCUCCUUGUGUCCUAUGCCUCACGGUCCCCUCUAUCUGAAGUUUUCCGAGCAGUCCACGGCAGAACGCAUUCUGUCAUUUUCCAUGUCUAUCUCGGCAAUCGUGAAUGCACAGUGUGGGGAAGUCCGGGAGCUGGUUCAGCACACACCAAAACGAGACAAGCAGUCAGAAAGGAAACCCGGGAAGAUUGUGCUCCAGCCAUGCCAAACUUCGCCUUUAGCCUUAGGCCACGGUGCCGCGUCUAGCAGCAGUCCUCACGGCUACUCACUGACAUCGCAAUCGGCCGGAAUACCGAUGGAGUACAGUUCCACGUACAGCGGGGCCCCGCAACCGUCACAGCCUCCAACCCAACACACUUUUGAACGCAUCCAAUUUCAGAAAGCAACGGCGAACAAUGGCAAGCGACGGGCUCAACAGCAAUAUUACAAUCUGGUGGUGGAGCUAUACGCAGAGGUCUCCCAUCCGGUGGGCGGAACUGAGACCCAAUGGUUCAAGAUUGCCCGACGCCUCUCUCAUCCAAUGGUUGUUCGCGGUCGCUCCCCAGGACAUUACAAAGAUGGCCGGCGCGAUAGCUCAACGAGCAUGGGGGGCCCGGAUGGAGGAAGUGGUGGCUCGGGCGACGGCACUGGAGGGGCUGUCCUACCCCCGGGCAUAGGACAGGCUGCACGGUCUCACUUGACCUUGAUGCCGUACGACUCUUCUCACCGCGGCGGUCCACAUUACCCUCGAACAGACUACCAUCAAAUGGCAGCGGCAGACCAGUCACCGCUCAGCGAAAGCCCGCAUAUAUCGUCAUCAUCGUCAUCGGCGUUUGACCUGGGGCUCAUCACAGACACGAUGGAUCCUAUGGAUUCGAUGAAAAGCACCACCAGUAUGGAUCCAUACCCGGAUCCUGGGUUUACUGUCCUGAAUGGCCGUAAGCCCGGCAGCCAGUACCGUCUUCAUCUGCCGCCUUUCGAUUAUGACUCUAUCACAAAGAAUAGCGAUGAGUCCGCGAACAGUUUCGCGGAGACGUACGAUCCGAUGGUCUCGUUUGUUUCAAACGACCAGCCUGAGUCGCCGCACUGUCUGAAACAUCCCUCGCGAAUGGCUCCUAACCUUUUCCACCAUAACACUAGUAGUGGGUAUGAUCCCGUCUAUUCAACGCGCGCCGGCGAUGGCAGUCCUUACGGUCGCUUCUCCAAUUCUCAGAGUCUGUGCGCCUAGCAGUUGGCGCCUCUGGCUUAGUUCUAUCUCACCCUUUCUAUUACGCUGCUUUGAGCCCAUGAGGAUUGACCUCCAUUCUUGUGGACUUUCUUCUUAUUCAUUGUA
Messenger RNA from Aspergillus homomorphus CBS 101889, 1897 nucleotides. Its product is annotated as NDT80 / PhoG like DNA-binding family protein. The record is from RefSeq and is a predicted model, not a curated record. Lineage: Eukaryota; Fungi; Ascomycota; Eurotiomycetes; Eurotiales; Aspergillaceae. The transcript has 2 exons. Gene Ontology annotation, molecular function: DNA-binding transcription factor activity; DNA binding. Gene Ontology annotation, biological process: meiotic cell cycle; positive regulation of transcription by RNA polymerase II. Gene Ontology annotation, cellular component: nuclear chromosome. The coding region runs from base 191 to 1792 and encodes 533 amino acids.